UCAUGUGUUUCUCAGCAUCUCCUGAACAUGUUCGUGCACUCCUCUCCAUGCACAAAUCCACGCUGACUCCCUGCUGAUGUGACAGACUGGUUUUAUGCCGCCAGAGAGAUGGAUUAAUGAUCUCAGCAAAAAAGCUGGCAUGUUCAAGAGAUUUAAUUUUUUUUUUUUUAUGUAACAGUUUUAGCCAAAGCCGUUCUAGGGUUGAACGGAAGCAGAGUUUCCCAGGAGGGCAAACUUCUUGACUAAUGGCCAAUCUCUAACAGCACGGAAGGCAAAGCCUGGUGUUUGUGUCAUGGCCUGGUGGGUGGUGUGUGUGGGUGGAAGAGGCACCAGAAUCAAAUAGUGACUCGGAAAAUCAGCCUCACCAACCAUGCCCUUGCAGCCCCUCGGAGCAGCACCGUCAGGAGGCUGAAGACGGAAUCAAUGGUUGAGCCAGGGAAGACCUGCCCCAUUGAAGGUCACUGGAAAGCAGGCUGUUGCAUCGUAGACAUAGACAAAAUGCCUUAUUUUACAAGACUCAUUUUGUUUUUGUUUUGCCUGAUGGUUCUUGUGGAGAGCAGAAAGCCCAGGAGGAAGAGAUGGACAGGACAGCUGGAAAUGCCCAAGCCAAGUAACUCUUACAAAAAGAACCUCGACAUGACCAAAAUCGGAACAGGAAAACCUCAGCAGCUUCUCAGAGUGGAUGACCACGACUUCAGCAUGAGGCCAGCCUUUGGAGCUUUCCCCUUCAGAUCACAUGCCUUCUUCUUGAAAGACACCUUCAUUUGGGGCCCUGCCAUCCCAGUGGGUGUGGACGUGCAGGUGGAGAGUCUGGACAGCAUCUCUGAAGUGGACAUGGACUUCACCAUGACUCUGUACCUGCGGCAUUACUGGAAGGAUGAGAGGCUGGCCUUCCCCAGCACCAGCAACAAGAGCAUGACCUUUGAUGGACGGCUGGUGAAGAAGAUCUGGGUCCCAGAUGUGUUCUUUGUUCACUCCAAAAGGUCAUUCAUUCACGACACCACCACUGACAACAUCAUGCUGAGGGUGUUCCCAGAUGGUCAUGUGCUGUACAGCAUGAGGAUUACCGUCACUGCCAUGUGCAACAUGGACUUCAGCCACUUUCCCCUGGACUCCCAGACCUGCUCUUUGGAGCUGGAGAGCUAUGCAUAUACAGAUGAAGAUCUGAUGCUGUAUUGGAAGAAUGGGGAUGAAUCCCUGAAAACAGAUGAGAAAAUCUCCUUGUCUCAGUUUCUGAUUCAGAAAUUUCACACAACUUCCAGACUGGCCUUCUACAGCAGCACCGGCUGGUACAACCGACUAUACAUUAACUUCACGUUGCAUCGACACAUCUUCUUCUUCCUGCUCCAAACCUAUUUCCCUGCCACCCUGAUGGUCAUGCUGUCCUGGGUGUCCUUCUGGAUUGACCACAAAGCUGUGCCCGCCAGAGUUUCACUAGGCAUCACGACGGUGCUGACCAUGUCCACCAUCAUCACGGGCGUGAACGCCUCCAUGCCCCGCGUGUCCUACAUCAAGGCGGUGGACAUCUACCUCUGGGUCAGCUUUGUGUUCGUGUUCCUCUCGGUGCUGGAGUAUGCAGCGGUCAACUACCUGACCACGGUGCAGGAGUGGAAGGAACGGAAGCUGCGGGAGAAGGUCCCAUGCAUGUGUGGAAUGCCUCAUUCCAAAACCAUGAUGCUGGAUGGAAGCUGCAGUGAGUCUGAGGCCAACAGCCUGGCUGGGUACCCAAGAAACCAUAUUCUGACAGAAGAAGAAAAGCAAGAUAAAAUAGUGGUCCACCUGGCCCUGGGCAGUGAGUCUAGCUCCUCCAGGAAAAGGGGGCUUCUCAAGGGCCAGGUGGGGCUCCGCCUCUUCCAGAACACCCAUGCCAUUGACAAAUACUCCAGGUUGAUAUUCCCUGCCUCCUACAUAUUUUUCAAUUUAAUUUAUUGGUCAGUGUUUUCCUAGGGGCUCCAAGGCCAUGCCUAUGUAAGGCAUGGACAUCCAUUGGUGGACACACACAUAGAGCAGAAGCUCCUGGACCACCAUGAGCAGCACCCCCUUCUCAGAAGAGCCCGGGGGCCUUCUGGCUGCCCUCACCCUGACCUCGUGGGUUUACUCCUUGUUUGCACUGUGUCUGUGUCACUCUUUACACCUUUCUGAACAGAACUGUCUUCUGCUCUUGCAUGAGAACUUGUUCACAAGAAAUCCCCUCCUGUUAAAAGAGAGAGAGAGAGAGAGAGAGAGAGAGAGAGAGAGAGAUUCUAAUGCCUCCAAGAUGUUCCAAGACCCUCAUAAACCUAGAAUUCAGCUGUGAAAGGGUAGGGAAAAUGACAGGCAGGCUUACGAGUGUUUUAAGUAGGAGACAGGAAAUAGGGAACAAAAUAUUUGUGAACCCAUACAACUGGAUUAAGUGCCUAGAAAGGAAAAUAAGCAAACAAACUAGCUAACUAACUCAGAUCCUAGAUAGGAAGUGAUUUUGCCCAUGUCACUCUGGUAACACAUGUGAUUUUGUAAUACAUCCACCCAUCCAUUCAACCUUUCAUUAAAUAUUAAGGUCCCACCCUGUGCCAGGAACUGUGGAAAUGAACAAAGUCUCUUUCCCCAUUGAACUUCUCUAAGCUGUGCUUAUUCGACACUCAUCAUAAUGUGCUUCUGCCCCUCUGCUCCCUCAACCCUAUUUACCCUACCCCACAGACCCAUUUUGUUUACUGGUGAUUUUACUCCAGGUUUAUCUACAAAAGCAAUUCUGUCUCCAGUGAUAUCCUCAUGAAGCCAGCUCUAUGUUUCUCUCCUGGAAUCUCCAUGUGGUAGAGCCUAUGACUGGGAGAAGGAUGGGCACUUGAGAACUAGUGAGAGUACAACUUGGUUUUAGGGAGAAGGGGUGUGGGUCUGUGUGGAAACCAGUUUCAGAUACCAUCUUACUUCUGUUUCUGGGCUCUUUCCCUUCUUCUCCAGCAGAAUAGUGUCAAUAAUGAUGAUAAUUAUAAUCCCUGUGUCUAAGUCUGGUCCCCUACCCCAGUGAUCCCACCUACUCUAACCAGAAGAGCUUCACACUCUGGAGUGAUUUCUCCUUUACUUCCACAAGCUAGUGACCUUUCCUCUAAUGCAGCUAAGUCCGGAGUUAGGAAAGCAAUCUGAUUUAUUGAAUCUGUACUAAGUUGUGGGUCAUUUCUCUGAAGCCUGUUUCAGGAGAUUGCUAGAAAACUGGAGUGGAUCUCUAACUAGUGGAAUUUUAGGUGGUAUAAAGGAUAUGACUUUGCUAAGAGGGCUCUUCCUUUAAAUUACAGCACUGGGAGUCAGAAGUUGGGGGAGAUACAAGGAACACCCACCCCAAGUUUCCUUUCUCACUGAAGGACAUUGUUCUGCUUUCUUCCUCAUUGCUCCUGCCAGCUUCUUGCUAGGGUCUGAGUGUUUAGUCAAGAGUAGAAAUAUGAUCAGCAAAAGACAAGGCACACCCUGUCUUAAAACAAAUCUGGCCUGUGGAGUCUGCUCCACAGUUCAUGACUGUCGGGGGUAGGGAUUAGCUCUGAGGACUGCGGUGCACACGAAUACCAAGACCUCUAGGAGUUUUAAGUCAGGGGCCUGUGGCUACCCUCACUUGGACUGACUGUGUGGCUGCCCUAUUUAUUCCCAUUUCUCCGUUUCUUCCCCAGGGUCAUUCAUCUACUCUGUCACCUUAUAUACUCCUUGUAUAAAUCUGGUCCCAGACACUUGUCUCAUCAGUCUCUUGCUCAUGUUGAGACACAGACUCAUCAUUUUGGAUGAUCAGGCCACCAGCCUUGAUCUUCCUGUGACUUUCUGCCCACCGGUCCAGAAGCUGUGUGAUGGGGCAGGACUCAAGGAGCUGAACUCUCAGGUGGGAUAGCUCCCGGCACCGUAAUGACAUAUUUUAUCUAGGGAGACUGCAAGUUCAGUAGGUUUCUAACACCAUCUUAGGGUUUAAUAAUUCUCUAGAAGGACUCACAGAACUCAGAAAAACCAAUGUCAUCAUGGUCACAAUUAAUAACAGCAAAUGAAUAUGGACUAAAAUCAUCAAAGGGAAAGGGAGGGUCUAGGAGAGACAGGUGCAGAACUCUGAAUUGUCCUCAUCUAUUGGAGCUAUUUGGAUUUCACUUAUUUUUCCCAUCAAUGAUGUGUGACAAUGUGCAUGGAAUAGUGUCAACCAAGGAAACUCACUCAAGCUCAUCAAGGUGCACAGUUUUUUUUAUUGGAGAAGGACCACAUAGAUAUACUGAUCACCCGCAUGGCUGACUUUAGCCCCCAGCCUUUCUAGAGGUUGGGCUAACAUUCGUGGCCCAUGGUCCCAUCAUAAACUACAUUAGUAGCAUAAACUACCUAUUGUGGCCCAGGCAAAGGCCCUACUAUGAAGCAGGACAUUUUUAUGGGUUUAGAGGCUAUCUCUUGGGAGCUAGGAUCCAAGGAGCAAACAUUUUUUUGAAACACAAGGUUAAUCUUUUACUACGUGACAAUCCUUGCCAAUUCCUUACUGUUAUUGUCAAUUGCUAUGCUACUGCUAUAUAUUCAAGCAAUAAACAUUUUACAGCAGCCCUGCACUGGGUAUGAUGGGGUCCAAAUUAAGAAGAGUAGUCACAGCUCUCAAAGAGGAGAUAAGCAAAGGAAAUGGCAGAUAAAUACCUGUAAAUUUAAAAAAGUGUUGUCCUAGUCCAUUUUCUGAUGUUAUAACAAAAUGCCAAAUACUGGGUAAUUUCUGAAGUUUAUUUGGCUCACGUUUCUGCAGCCUGGGAAGUCCAAGAACAUGUCAGCAUCUGGUAAGAGCCUUCUUGCUCUUCAUGGAAGAGACUCACCUGGCAAGAUAGAGCAGGUGUGCUGGUUUGGGUCUCUCUUUCUCUUCUUAUAAAGUCAUAAUGCUAUCAUUGAAGCCUAUGCAUUUGACCUCAUCUGAUCUUGACUACCUCCCAAAGGCUCCACUUCCAAAUGUCAUUAGCAUAUUAAUUUAGCGAUCAAGUUCCCAACAAAUGAAAUUUGGAGAGAUGCAUUCAAAUCAUAAAAAGUGCUUAACACAUAAUGGUUCAAUGGAUGCUGAGAAUCUUGGAAAAGGAAAAAAAUUAAUUCCUCUUGGAAGACUGAAAGAUGGGACCUCAUGGAGAAAGCAGCCCCUGGAAUACCCCUUGAAGGAGAAAAACUGGGGCAAAAAACAUGCUACAUAUAUUCUGUCUAAUAUGGUAGCCAUUAACUACAUGUCUGUUUAAGUCUAAAUUAAAGUUAAAUGAAACUGAAAACUCAGUUUCUCAGUUGCACUAAUCACACUUUAAGUGCUCUGUUCCAUAGCCAUAAGUACUGGUGGCUACUGCAGUGGACAAUCCAAAGCUGUAGAACAUUUACACAAUGGCAGAAAGUUCUGUUAGCACUCUAGAUGAAGGGAUUGGCCUGAGCAAAGGUAUGUAGGGAGGGAGGAAAGUUUGGAACUGAAGACUCUAGUGUGGAGAAUAGGGUUUGUAGGGCAAGCUCCCUAUCAUGCUGAUGCUAAUGAGGACAACUUCCCCACCAUGGACUUGCCUUGCUCAAGACCACUGGAUUUUCCAGCCUCACAAAUCAGUGAAGAAUGAAAAUGUGCAAACAAAAAUGAUUGGACGAUACGGGGCUCUGGACUUGUUUAGAAAUCUUUCAUAUCUUGAGACUCUCCCAGGCCACAAUGCUGCUCAAAAAAUAAUAAUUACAUUAUCAUUUAAUAUGUCAUAUUGCUUUGGUUGUAAGUCUUAUUUAAAUUCAACACUAUUUUGCUUCUAACUAUGCUGUUUUCAUAAAGUAUGGUUCAUGUAACAUGGUUGCCUGUUCACAACUUAAAACAAAUAGAGUAUUUUUGCUAGUUUAUACAUUUAACUGGAGUUAACUCUAUAGCAAACAUAUUUAGAAUCAUAUACACUGUUUUGUCAUGUGGGACCAUGAUGCAAUGGUAGCACUGACUGAUUGUAAUAUAGUGGUCUGAUUCUAUUUCAGAAAGUGAAAUUAAAGGAGGUGAACUAGAGACAACAACAAUAGUAGGAAUAGAAAAGGGAACCAAGGAAAUGUUGAAAAUGUGGAAUGAUUUACCCUAGAGGUAGGAAGACAGAGAAUCAAAUGCAAUUGUUAUCAGGGCUGGAACAAUAUUUUACAUAAUCUAAAAUGUUAUCAAAUGUAAGAUGCACUCAUAUUUUAUGUACUAUUAAGAGAGGAAAAAUGUUAAUUAAUUUAUGGCAUGUUGAUGAUUAUAAGAUGAAUCUUGAUUUUGCCAAUAUUAAAUUGUGAAAAAUAUACAUGUUAGAAUAAAAGAAAUGCAUAUUAUACAAA
Molecule: messenger RNA, 6270 nt
Organism: Ictidomys tridecemlineatus (thirteen-lined ground squirrel)
Lineage: Eukaryota; Metazoa; Chordata; Mammalia; Rodentia; Sciuridae
Gene: Gabrr2
Product: gamma-aminobutyric acid type A receptor subunit rho2
Biological process (GO): monoatomic ion transmembrane transport
Cellular component (GO): membrane
Molecular function (GO): GABA-A receptor activity; extracellular ligand-gated monoatomic ion channel activity
Source: RefSeq, a predicted model, not a curated record